AUGUUAGUGAAAAAUAUUCUUGUGGAACUCAGAUCUCGUUUGAGAAGUUGUAAUGUUUACAUGACAACAAACAUUGAUUUUAGCAAGAAUUGUAACCUUAAAAUUAGUAUACAAGCUGACUGUAUAGUGCUUAAUUAUUAUAAUGACGGCUUCAAAAGGAGUGACAGCCUCUCAUCUAUAGAAAGUUUGUCAGAUUAUUCUGACGAUGAAAGCGAUUUGUCAUGCAAGAUUCCAAUUGAAGAAUUCUGCUACAUUAUACCAAAUUCAAUGUCAUGCCUCAAAGUUGAUAAAAAUACCAUAUCAUUUAGGAUUUUGACUGAACCAAAGAAUGGGGGUGGCUUCUAUUCUGAAUAUGUCUCAACAAACAGAAUUGAAAAUAAACAACAAAUGAAUAAUAUGAAAAUCAAUCUUAUAUCAAAUGAAAAUGUCAAAAUUGCUUGUGCAAACUGUUUAAACAUCAUCUCAAAUAACAUUGUGAAAUUUGAUAGAGUUCUAGAGUUACCAACAUCAAACUUGGAUAUGUCUGAAUGGUUCUGUCAUGGUCACGGACACGGUGACACAUCUGAUCCUGUUGUGUUAAAACCUAAUAAGCUAGAUUUUCUAUAUAGGUUAACAUUUUUUGUUAUUAACAAUAAUACAUUAUCUGAGAAAACAAACAAAUUCAAUUCCCGUCGUGAAAUAUACCACUGCAAUAGAUGUCUCGCUUGGCUUGGCUUAAAGAAAAAGGAUACCGUUCAGCUUUACAACUGUGAAGUUAAAAUAUUACAGAACAGUAUAGAAAAUUAUGCAUUUACUCAUAAAAAUAGUACAGAUAAUAUAAGCAUAGAUGAUUUUAUAUACACAAUAGAAAAUAUGAUGAAUGAAUUCAAUCUUGGGAUGCAGUACACAAUAAUGUAUAAGAUUGUUUUAGAGUGUUCAUUUUCGGCUACAAACAAACAGUAUUUAUUGAUUUGGAUUAUGGAUAAAGAACUACAAGUGUUGAGGAACAGUGAUGAGUCCAUUCUAAAUGAUAAAAUUAAAUUGCACUCAACUGUACUUACAAAAAUUCUGUAUAAAAUUGAAACUACAUUGAAUGACGAGGUUGAAACUUGGUUGGCUGACCCUAGUGUUAUUUCGACAGACAUAUCUAAAGGUAUGUUCUUGAGUGGUAUAGAUCAUUUACAGAAAAUGUCUUUAAAAGUACCAGAAAUGUUUCGCUUUACAAAUGGUUACUGUGUCAGCUACUUGAAGAUGUAA
Molecule: messenger RNA, 1236 nt
Organism: Leptosia nina
Lineage: Eukaryota; Metazoa; Arthropoda; Insecta; Lepidoptera; Pieridae
Source: the annotation of a GenBank genome assembly